Cebus imitator (Panamanian white-faced capuchin) is the source of this 6899-nucleotide messenger RNA. RefSeq names its product neuregulin 1 (gene NRG1). Gene Ontology annotation, molecular function: protein tyrosine kinase activator activity; chemorepellent activity. NCBI's taxonomy places the organism in Eukaryota, Metazoa, Chordata, Mammalia, Primates, Cebidae. Gene Ontology annotation, biological process: activation of transmembrane receptor protein tyrosine kinase activity; intracellular signal transduction; nervous system development. The transcript has 9 exons. Bases 1250 to 3352 code for a protein of 700 amino acids. The record is from RefSeq and is a predicted model, not a curated record.
UUGCUGUUGAAAAGCUUACCUCUCUAGGGAGGAAUCAGAUAUCAGACUUCGCCAAGCCCCAGGUCCAACCCAGAAGGUCCCACCUACACCCCCCCCCACCCCCCCUCCCCAUCCCAGCUUUGUUAGAUUGCUAGAAUCGAUCGCUGGCUUUUUCUAACCCAACAGUGGGUGAAGGAAAGAGCCUGAAAGCCGGCAAGGUGGGGGUGGAAGAAGACUGGGACCACUUUUGUAGAGAAAGAAAGAAAAAGAGAAGAAAACGGGUGGGGGCCAUGGGGACUAGGCUUAACUGAUGCCUGCCUGCCUCUCUUUGAUUUGAUGGCCUUUAUUCCUUCUAAUUGGAUAAAAUAGGAAGUCAGUGGCGGUCCUGUACGGCUGGGAUACUGAUUUUACUCAGACCAGCCUGCAGCUCUAGAGUGGAUAGAAAGUGAAGAGUGGGGGUUGGGAGAGGGGGAGGAAAGAGAGAGGAGAGAGGACGGGCUUGGAUGAAGAGGGGAAAGAAAGAGAAAGAGACUGAAGCAGAGAAGAGCCGCAGAGGAAGAAAGUGAAUGAGCACUCAAGAAGGACAAAGAGGAGUAGCCGGGGGUGGGUGGAGGCAGGGCGGGGAAGGGAGUGACCGCCCCUCCUGGCCGCACUCUUGCCUCCCCAGCCCUUGGUGUUUGCAGUGAUGCUCCGAGGGCAGGCACCUGCUGCUCUGUAAUGAUUCAGCCCCUUUCAGCCGUCGUCGCGCUAACACAACAGGAUGCUGUUGCUAUUGUCACUGCUGCCUCUCCUGCCGCCGCCGCUGCUGCCGCCGCCGCCGCUGGUCCUCCUCCUGCUGUUACUUCUCCUGCAUGACAGUUGUUUUCUUCAUCUGAGCAGACACCAGCUUCAGAUGCUCGAGGUGAGAAACAUGCCUUUCAGUUUGGGCUACUGGUUUACUUAAUUCACCAGCGGGCAGCUCCGUCGAUCUAUUUUGGUCCCUGUCCUCUUGACCAGCCCGGGAUGGUUUGGAGAAGCAUUUAAAAGAACUCGAAAAGUGGCUCAGAAACAGCAGCUUAGAGAACUAUUAAGAUAUACUUUGAUUUUGUAGUUGCUGAGAGCUUUUCUUCCCCCCUUGCAUCUUCCCAAACUCUUCUUGAUUUUUAUAAUGGCCUUGGACUUGGACAGUUUAUCGAUUUCCCCCUGUAAGAUGCUGUAUCAUUUGGUUGGGGGGGCCUCUGCGUGGUAAUGGACCGUGAGAGCGGCCAGGCCUUCUUCUGGAGGUGAGCCCAUGGAGAUUUAUUCCCCAGACAUGUCUGAGGUCGCCGCCGAGAGGUCCUCCAGCCCCUCCACUCAGCUGAGCGCAGACCCAUCUCUUGAUGGGCUUCCGGCAGCAGAAGACAUGCCAGAACCCCAGACUGAAGAUGGGAGAACCCCUGGACUUGUGGGCCUGGCUGUGUCCUGCUGUGUGUGCCUGGAAGCUGAGCGCCUGAGAGGUUGCCUGAACUCAGAGAAAAUCUGCAUUGUCCCCAUCCUGGCUUGCCUGGUCAGCCUCUGCCUCUGCAUCGCCGGCCUCAAGUGGGUAUUCGUGGACAAGAUCUUUGAGUAUGACUCUCCUACUCACCUUGACCCGGGGGGGUUAGGCCAGGACCCUAUUAUUUCUCUGGACCCAACUGCUGCCUCAGCUGUGUGGGUGUCGUCGGAGGCAUACACUUCACCUGUCUCUAGGGCUCAAUCUGAAAGUAAGGUUCAAGUUACAGUGCAAAUUGACAAGGCUGUUGUCUCCUCUGAACCGUCAGUGGCAUCAACACCGAAGAAUCGUAUUUUUGCCUUUUCUUUCUUGCCUUCCACUGCACCAUCCUUCCCUGCACCCACCCGGAACCCUGAGGUGAGAACACCCAAGUCAGCAACUCAGCCACAAACAACAGAAACUAAUCUCCAAACUGCUCCUAAACUUUCUACAUCUACAUCUACUACUGGGACAAGCCAUCUUGUAAAAUGUGCAGAGAAGGAGAAAACGUUCUGUGUGAAUGGAGGCGAAUGCUUCAUGGUGAAAGACCUUUCAAACCCCUCGAGAUACUUGUGCAAGUGCCCAAAUGAGUUUACUGGUGAUCGCUGCCAAAACUACGUAAUGGCCAGCUUCUACAAGCAUCUUGGGAUUGAAUUUAUGGAGGCAGAGGAGCUCUACCAGAAGAGAGUGCUGACCAUAACCGGCAUCUGCAUCGCCCUCCUUGUGGUCGGCAUCAUGUGUGUGGUGGCCUACUGCAAAACCAAGAAACAGCGGAAAAAGCUUCAUGACCGUCUUCGGCAGAGCCUUCGGUCUGAACGAAACAACAUGAUGAACAUUGCCAAUGGACCUCACCAUCCCAACCCACCCCCCGAGAACGUCCAGCUGGUGAAUCAAUACGUAUCUAAAAACGUCAUCUCUAGUGAGCAGAUUGUUGAAAGAGAAGCAGAGACAUCCUUUUCCACCAGUCACUAUACUUCCACAGCCCAUCACUCCACUACUGUUACCCAGACUCCUAGCCACAGCUGGAGCAACGGACACACUGAAAGCAUACUUUCGGAAAGCCACUCUGUAAUCAUGAUGUCAUCCGUAGAAAACAGUAGGCACAGCAGCCCAACUGGGGGCCCAAGAGGACGUCUUAAUGGCACAGGAGGCCCUCGUGAAUGUAACAGCUUCCUCAGGCAUGCCAGAGAAACCCCUGAUUCCUACCGAGACUCUCCUCAUAGUGAAAGGUAUGUGUCAGCCAUGACCACCCCGGCUCGUAUGUCACCUGUAGAUUUCCACACGCCAAGCUCCCCCAAAUCACCCCCUUCGGAAAUGUCUCCACCCGUGUCCAGCAUGACGGUGUCCAUGCCUUCCAUGGCGGUCAGCCCCUUCGUGGAAGAAGAGAGACCUCUACUUCUCGUGACACCACCAAGGCUGCGGGAGAAGAAGUUUGACCAUCACCCUCAGCAGUUCAGCUCCUUCCACCACAACCCCGCGCAUGACAGUAACAGCCUUCCCCCUAGCCCCUUGAGGAUAGUGGAGGAUGAGGAGUAUGAAACGACCCAGGAGUACGAGCCAGUCCAGGAGCCUGUUAAUAAACUCGCCAAUAGCCGGCGGGCCAAAAGAACCAAGCCCAACGGCCACAUUGCUAACAGAUUGGAAGUGGACAGCAACACAAGCUCCCAGAGCAGUAACUCAGAGAGUGAAACAGAAGAUGAAAGAGUAGGUGAAGAUACACCUUUCCUGGGCAUACAGAACCCCCUGGCAGCCAGUCUUGAGGCAACACCUGCCUUCCGCCUGGCUGACAGCAGGACUAACCCAGCAGGCCGCUUCUCGACACAGGAAGAAAUCCAGGCCAGGCUGUCUAGUGUAGUUGCUAACCAAGACCCUAUUGCUGUAUAAAACCUAAAUAAACACAUAGAUUCACCUGUAAAACUUUAUUUUAUAUAAUAAAGUAUUCCACCUUAAAUUAAACAAUUUAUUUUAUUUUAGCAGUUCUGCAAAUAGAAAACAGGAAAAAAAAACUUUUAUAAAUUAAAUAUAUGUAUGUAAAAAUGUGUUAUGUGCCAUAUGUAGCAAUUUUUUACAGUAUUUCAAAAUGAGAAAGAUAUCAAUGGUGCCUUUAUGUUAUGUUAUGUCGAGAGCAAGUUUUGUACAGUUACAGUGAUUGCUUUUCCACAGUAUUUCAGCAAACCCUCUCAUAGAUUCAGUUUUUGCUGGCUUCUUGUGCAUUGCAUUAUGAUGUUGACUGGAUGUAUGAUUUGCAAGACUUGCAACUGUCCCUCUGUUUGCUUGUAGUAGCACCUGAUCAGUAUGUCUUGUAAUGGCACAUCCGUCCGAUACGCCUCUCUCGUGUAUGAAGUUUUCUUUGCUUUCAGAAUAUGAAAUGAGUUGUGUCUACUCUGCCAGCCAAAGGUUUGCUCAUUGGGCUCUGAGAUAAUAGUAGAUCCAACAGCAUGCUACUAUUAAAUACAGCAAGAAAACGCAUUAAGUAAUGUUAAAUAUUAGGAAGAAAGUAAUACUGUGAUUUAAAAAAAACUAUAUUAUUAAUCAGAAGACAGCUUGCUCUUACUAAAAGGAGCUUUCAUUUACUUUAUUUGGAUUUAUUUUUCUUAACAAAAAGCAACAGUUUUAGGGAUAGCUUAGACAAAUGGGUUCUGGCUUGCUAUCAGGGUAAAUCUAACACCUUACAGGAGGACUCAGUGUCACUUUCUCUCUGGGGGAAUGAUCCAGCGGCUUCUCUAGUUGAAGAUCAAAGCACAGCUGAUAAAGGUGCAAUCAUUUCUGACUUGUAUUUUUCACUGAUUUUGAGCUAGUGAUUGGUUGUGUCUUCUCGGCUCAGAAGGAGGCAUAUUGUGGCACAAAAAGUCCAGGCCAGACAGCACAUGCAGCAUUUUGUCUGAAGUACUUCUAGAGUCAAACGUGCCUGCUAUACGUAGCAGUGACUUGUCAUCAUAGGGAAAUAUUUCCGUCAUAGAGUGUUCAGAAGGAGUGACCAUAUAGGUGGAGAGAAGCUUGAUGACUCGGUUGAAAUUUUAAAAUGUGGAUGAUCAUCCCUUUCUACCCCUUAUUUUUCUCUUAUUUUUCCAUGUUGCCUUGAUCAGGUCAUAACUGUGCAUGAACAUUUUUAUCAGGAAUGGCCGAUGUGUAUGUGAUUUUUGAUUAGUUAGAACUUUCCACAAGUCAUGAUUCAUCAGGAAAUGUCGAUCCUGUUGGAAAGAUUGCACCUUUACUUGCAGAAGUGACCCCCACCUGUGUCCUGACCUCUCCAUUAACAGGCUCCACCACCCAUUUCCCCCGCCUCCUUUAAUUUCUGCUUUACUGUCAUAACGUAGGACUAAGAUUGGUCUAAACAUUGCAUGUUCUCUUGUGAUGGUAAAUCAAAGGAAGACCUAUAAGUAUUAACAUUUGAAAUAACUGCUAAUUCAGGAAAAUGGAAGAAAAAAGUUAUUUGAAACACAGAACCCAUUUCAUGGCCUGCCUGAUAUCUGUGAAAUCAGGGCUGGGGCUUAGGUUUCACGUAGCCUCCUAGGUGCCGUGAAACAAAUGGGAAACAGGUUAUUGGCGGGGGGAGGUUCAUGAAGUCAGUGAGAGUCAUUGCUUAUUAUUUGUGAGUGAACUGAAUGUAUUUCUUCACCAAAUCUUGAUGUUAAACAUUAAAAAGGAGAAAUGACAUGUAAGUAGGUCUUAGCAGAAAAAUGCAGGCUGGGCAUGAGUCAUGUUAUGCUCCCACAUGCUUCUGCAAUCCGCAGAGAUGGCUCUCUGCAGGUUCUUGAAGUUACUGUUAGUAUUUUGUAUCUCAGAUUUUCCAUCACUGUUCACAUGCCACUUUCUCUGUGCUCGAUGGUAUCCUCAUUUGCUUUUUAACCUACACUGAGAAGCCUCUGUCAACUUGUACUGAUUUUUCAAUUCUGCAGAAAUGAGUAAGCUCACGGCAUGGGGAAGAAGAGAGUCAGUCCAGUGAAGUUCUCUAAAUUAUUUUAACAUUGACUUUGAAGGCCUUGACUCAUCCUUAGCUAUUUUAAUAAAGAAAUUCCUACCAUAAAUUUAAAACCCUAAAAAUUCAAGUUUCAAAUUCUUUGGGCAUUGGGGUACUCAGAUGUCCCAUUAUGGAAGAAUUUUGAGAAUAAAUAGAACCUUCUGUUGAGAACCAUGAGCAACAUUUUUCUUACUAUAAGAAUUGCUAUACAUUUUCCAAUUGCAAAUAUAUAUGAAAAUUUAAGACAAGAGGAAGUUUUAUUUCCAACUUGAUUCUGAUCAUUCACAGAGGUGGCAUGUUAUUAUAAUUGGGACAGCCUUUGAACCCUUGGUAAGAAAGGCCAACUGGUCAGGGCCACCUGCCGUGGCCACUAGAUUUGUGUUCACAGGGAUAUCUCUGUGAUGCUUGUCACAUCACUCUCAGCCACUUCUAUUAAUAAAUUCAGGCAGUGCAGUGGCAAUCGUAGUGUGAACCUGUGUUUCCAGCAUAUGGAAAGCUAUCUUGGGUUUUAAGGCACUAGAAAUUGCCCAGGAUUUUGACAGAAUCUUUGUUUCCUGGGUCUAAAAUCAUAUUCCACUGAGGUGUAUGCAGUGGAGCAUAAUAUAUGCAAAACUCUUUUUGUCUCACCUAAGAUUCACUUUCUUACUUUCCCUUCCUGCCUAAUAUGACUUUUGCCCCCAGGAGCGCCUGGACAGCAUUCUAGUUUCUACAAAAUGGCCUUCUGUGUCGGUGAAUGUGUCCCAAACCUGCUAUCUCUUUCUUGUUUCAGUGUGACUGUCUUGAUAUAGGUAGAGUUUAUCCAGGGUAACUUGCUCAGUAACUACUCCUUCUUAUGGCCUGGGGUUAAAGGGCGCAUGGCUCACACUGAUGAAAAUAAGGAAGGCCUGGUCUUAUCUUGUAUUAAUAAUACUGCCUGCAUUCCACCAGCCAGAGAUUUCUAUCUGCAAAGACCUAUGAAACACUGAAGAGAAAUGUAGGCAGAAGGAAAUGGCCACAUAUCACAAGUUCUAUUAUAUAUUCUUUUGUAAAUACUUAUUGUACAUUACUUGGAUGUUUUCUUAUAUCAUUUACUGUCUUUAUGAGUUAAUGUCAGUUUUUACCCUCUCAACUUACUGUGUAACAUUGUAAAUAACAUAAUGUCCUUUAUUAUUUAUAUUUAAGCAUCUAACAUAUAGAGUUGUUUUCAUAUAAGUUUAAGACAAAUGUCAAAAAUAUAUGUUCUUUUGUUUUUCUUUGCUUUAAAAUUAUGUAUCUUUUCCUUUUUUUUUUUAAGAAUAAUUUAUUGUUCAGGAGAAAGAAUGUAUAUGUAAUUGAAACUAUCUGAAGAAUGCACAUUGAAGGCCAUGAGGUACUGAUAAACUAAAGAAUUUAUUAUUCAAAAUACUAAGCAAUAAGUAAUUGUGAUUUAUUUAAAGUUUUGUCCAUUUUCCAUGAAAGACAUACUGCAAUAAAAAUGCUACUCUGUGGAGA